AUGGCUCCUACCCGUGACCCGGUGCCCUCGAAGGGCCGCAGUCGCUUCGCCAGACUCAGGCGGCCCUCAGUCUCCAUCCCAGACAAUACUCCUCUUGAGAGGCUCGAUCUUUCCAACGCCAACGUCUCCGAGAUCUCACUUGCCCCUAUGGAUCGUUCGGUAAACGACAGCGGAUCCGACUUGAGCGUCGGCUCACCCGGAAACUGGAGGAACAAGAGCGGCGCCGCAAAGCCUCCCUUGAAGUUCAAACCCCCCAUGCUUCGCACCCGUCCUUCUCGCCCAGAACUCCGCCCGGAGAUCAGCCGCCCAUGGAGACGGUCUACCGAGAACUUUUACACGACAGCCGACGAGACCAAUGAUUCAGAUGUCGAGUCAAAGUUCAGCUUCGACUCCAGCUCGUGCCUCACUACCGCGACGAGCGUGGAUGAUUCUGACUCUCACUCUUCCAAGUCCGACUCAUAUACCCAAGCCAUUCGGACUCGGCCAUUCACCACCGAAAAGCAGGUCGUCAGGACCAGUGCCGUUCCUCCUGCACCAGCCAAGCCCGCCAACCUCAAGGGCACCCGCGUUGACGUCGUCGCUCCCAGGAGACAAACUAUCCACAUCGAGGUGGCCCCCGUAGCCCCUGCCCCUCCCGUGGUCCAACACAUUACCUCACAUGAUCUCAUUGAACGUGAGAAGGUCCAAGAUGAGCUCAACAAGAAGAUCGAGCUCAUGAGAGAGGAGGCUAUGAGCCUCGUCACUAAGCAGUCCGACACAGAUAGAAGACUCGGAGAUGCCCUGGACCGACUUUCACUAGUCUCCGCCGACAAGGAGAAGAUCGAGAAGCGACGCCGUGAAGAGAAGACGCUCAAGGACAAGAUCGCCCGCGACUACGAUGAGCAAAGCCGUCUCCUUGAUGACGUUAGGAGCGCUCUUGGUGAGCACGAGAAGAGACUUGAUGAUGUUGAGCGUGAACGAGACCAGCUCAAAGGCAUCAAGGAACAACUCGAAGUCAACGCCGUCAAGCUCGAGAAGGAGAUCGAGCAAGAGAGGGAUGCCAAAACAGAAGUCACGACUAAGAACGCGGUGCUUGAGAAGGAUCUCAUUGAGCAGGAGAAGCUCCUUGUCGAGCAGGCGAAGCUCACUAAGCAAUUCGAGGCGCAAUGCCAUGACCUAGAGAGGAGCGUCGGUGAUGCUCACUUCGUCACCAAGGAGACCGAGCGCUCCCUCAUCAAGAGGAUUGCCGCCCUCGAGUUGAUCAAGAACACCAUGGAGCUCCGUGUCACCGGACUCGAGACGGACCUCAUUCGCAAAGGCACUGAGAUCGGUGACAUCACCGCCGAGCGUGACCUCCUUCGCAUGGAAGUCGACAAGUACAAGCCCCAAGUCGACGAGCUCAACAGGGAGAACGGCGCCUUGACAGAGGCCAAGAAGGGCCUGGAGGCACGCAUCGACGACCUCGACCAACAGAAGAAGGGUCUCGAGGCCAACAUUGAGAAGCUCGAGACGGAGAAGAAGGACGCCCAGGCCAGCUUUGAUGCUCUCGACGCCGAAAAGAAGGGCCUCGAGGCCGAUAUGGAGAAGCUGAGCACCGAGAAGAACGACAUUCAGACCCGCUUCGGCGCGCUUGAAGUCGAGAAACAAGAGGUCGAGGUCCGUCUCACAGAGCUCGAGACUACCCACACCGACAUCCAGACCCGCUUCGAGAGCCUCGAAGCCACCAAGGGCGAGCUUGAACUCAGCAAGGGUGAGCUCGAGACGCAGGUAAAGGACCUCGAGGGCUUCAAGACCAAGUACGACAAGCUCAGAAGCCGCAUCGAAGGGCUCAAGGGCAAGAACACGACACUCAAGGGGCAGGUCGGCGAGCUUCUCAAGGACCAAGACGACAAGAUGUCUCAGAUCUCAAGUCUCGCAGAGGAACGCGACAUUCUCCGCUCGGAGAACGAGUCGCUCAAGGAUGAGAAUGAGUCCGUCACUAGCGAGCUCCGACGUGCUGAGUCACUUAUGGGGUCUAUCGCCGGCUCUCUCCCCGGCUCACUCGCGCCAUCAGUUAUCGGCUCCGCCGCCCCUUCCGUCAUCGGCUCCGCGGACGACAGCGAUACAGACACUGUCAAGGGCGACGAUGACGAGAUCCCGCCCGCUCCCGAAGAGGCUCCUCCGGCUCCUCCGGCGCCCGAGGAAGCACCACCCGCGCCGCCAGUGGAGGAGCCUCCUGCGGUUCCCGUCAUCGAAGUCAUCGAGGAGGCUGAGGUCGUCGAAGAGGCACCAGCACCGGCACCAGAGGAAGUCAAAGACGACGCCGCCAGUGUCAUAUCCGCCGCGCCCUCUGAGCUCUCCAAGGCCGUCCCUGAGCCCGAGCCUGAGGUAGUCGAACCUGAGCCCGCCCCCGAGCCCGGGCCCGAGCCUGAGGUAGUCGAGCCUGAGCCCGCCCCGGCCCCCGAGCCGGAGGCAGCGCCCGUCGAAGCCGAUGCCGUCUCCGAGAAGGCCGAGUCCGUAUCCGCCAAGUCCAUCACGCCCUCCGAGCCCGCGGUCAUGGAGGAGCUCCGCAACCGCAUCGCCGAGCUCACGGACCGCAACGACCAGCUCCAGUCCGAGACAGUCAAGCUCGGCUCCCUCACCGCCGAACGCGACGAUCUCGUCACCCGCGUCGCACGGCUAGAGACGGAGGCCGUCAUGGCGCCUGCGCUGCGCCAGGAGAACGCAACCUUGACAUCACAGCUGUCUCUCGUCAAUGCCCAGCUCGACGGCAUACGCGCUUCCUACGACGCUUCGAUCGCCGAGGUAAACAGCCUCAAGGACCAGAUCGGUCAGCUGCGGGGACGUUUGGCUACGCCAUCGGUGCAGUCGUCGCGCUCACGGGAGUCGUCUCAUGCGAGGGCGCCGACGAAGACGAAGAAAAAUGACGAUAAGAAGAAGGAGCAGUUGGUGGUCGUACGGAACCCCAAUGAACGAGGCGGAAUUCAAAUCGUACGACGAUGCGAUCUUCGGGGUAUGAAGAGGUCGUCGUCUCAGCACUCUCACUCCGAGGGCGACAAGAGCGACUAA
This is a messenger RNA of Colletotrichum phormii, 3027 nucleotides long. RefSeq lists its product as uncharacterized. Bases 1 to 3027 code for a protein of 1008 amino acids. The record is from RefSeq and is a predicted model, not a curated record. Lineage: Eukaryota; Fungi; Ascomycota; Sordariomycetes; Glomerellales; Glomerellaceae. The transcript is spliced from 2 exons.